This is a messenger RNA of Paraglomus brasilianum, 150 nucleotides long. The record is from the annotation of a GenBank genome assembly. Lineage: Eukaryota; Fungi; Glomeromycota; Glomeromycetes; Paraglomerales; Paraglomeraceae.
AUGGCAAAUCGAAGGAACAGGAAAGAUGGUGACGAGAACAAAGAGGAAAUGGACGAAAUGCGUGGCGUUCGGUUGAAUGACGAGCAUAAUAAGAACGAAGAGGACAAUACGGAGUAUGAAGAGGAAAUGGACGAAUGCGCGUUUGCUUGA